Messenger RNA from Momordica charantia (bitter melon), 2710 nucleotides. Its product is annotated as LEAF RUST 10 DISEASE-RESISTANCE LOCUS RECEPTOR-LIKE PROTEIN KINASE-like 1.3. NCBI's taxonomy places the organism in Eukaryota, Viridiplantae, Streptophyta, Magnoliopsida, Cucurbitales, Cucurbitaceae. Gene Ontology annotation, molecular function: ATP binding; polysaccharide binding; protein kinase activity. Gene Ontology annotation, biological process: protein phosphorylation. The record is from RefSeq and is a predicted model, not a curated record.
UAACCAAUCUCAAAUUCAAGAAAAUAAUAAAAUAUCAGAGACUAAAACAAAUAUUUAUCAUUCUUUUACUAGUCAACUGUAUGAAUGCAAUAUUACGAAGUCAAGUUUUCUGGUACUCACAAAACUGAACUAGUGGCCUUGAUUUAUCUAACCCAUUUUCCUGAAACUGAUUCUGAUUUCAUAAAAUUCCGGAAUUGCCUCCCCUGUUCAAUUCGAUCCUCUACCAAAAUGAAUUCCCCAAUCUUCUUAUUCCUUCGGCUCGUUUGUUUUCCCCUUCUCCUUCUCCGAGUCGUCGUUUUCGGGGAUUUCUACACAGCCUGCAGCAAUAACUUCAACUGCGGCGAAACCACCGCCGUCGGGUUCCCGUUCUGGGGCGGCGGCCGCCCGCCCAACUGCGGCCAUCCGGCGCUGAAAUUGACCUGCGAGGGAGGCAACACCACCAUAGAUUUAAUGGAAGUCAAAUACCAAAUCCUGAAAUUCAGCGCCGAUUCCCAAAUUCUCACCAUCGCCAGAGCCGAUUACAUGGACGGCCUCUGCCCUAACAAAUUCGUCAACACCACUCUCGAUUACAAUCUCUUCGAUUCAAUUCCCGGCUAUCGGAACAUCACGUUGAUCUAUUGCUCUUCUCCGAUUGAACAAGUCGCCGGACAAUUUAGCUGUACUGAAUAUAACUUCGGCAUAAUUCAAGUGGACACCGCCGCCGGCCCUGGGCUCUGCAAUGCGAGCGUGAUUACGCCGGUCAAUUUGGAUUCUGUGGCGACGGUGAGCGCUCUUGUGAACUCUACGGAGAUUUUAAACGCCAUUAAAGAGGGGUUCGAGGUGCGAUUGAAGGAGGACGGCGGCGGAUGUAGAGUUUGUGAGGCGUCGGAGGGUGUUUGCGGUUACGACCUCGGUUCGAAUCGGACGACUUGCUUCUGUCGUGGCGGUGGUAAUGGUGGUGUAAGAAGUUGCCGGAAUAUGCCGGCCGGCGAAGGUCCGGCGUCUUCUCCGGGUGGGAAUGAAUCUAAGAAAACACACCUCGUAGUAGGUCUUUCUAUAGGAGGGGCAGCUGUAUUAGGCCUAUUCUUAGGAUGCUGUGUCUUCUCUAUUACACAACGAAAGAAGAAACAUGUCCUGAAGUUGAAAACCAAAGAUCUUCCUUCGCCUCCUUCAAGUGCAGGCAUUCCGACUCCCUCGACAUUUCUCUCUCACAGUAUUCCUUCCUAUCCUUAUUCAAGAUCCAAUCCCGAGAAAGGGAGCUCCUACUUUGGAGCUCAAGUCUUUACUUAUGCAGAACUUGAGGAAGCAACUAACAAUUUUGACCGUUCAAGGGAGCUUGGAGAUGGAGGUUAUGGUACCGUUUACUCUGGAACACUCAAGGAUGGGCGGAUAGUUGCAGUAAAGCGCCUAUAUGAAAACAACUGCAAACGCGUGGAGCAGUUCAUGAAUGAAGUGGAGAUUCUAUCACGACUGCAUCACCCAAACCUUGUUAAGCUUUACGGAUGCACAUCAAGACAUAGUCAGGGACUCCUUCUAGUAUAUGAGUACAUUCCUAAUGGAACAGUGGCGGAUCAUCUGCAUGGAAACCGAGCUAAUUCAGGUUUGCUCAGUUGGUCCGUUCGGCUGAAGAUCGCUAUCGAGACUGCUAAUGCACUUGCUUACCUCCAUCGCAACGAUAUCAUUCAUCGCGACGUCAAAACCAAUAACAUUCUCCUAGAUCACAACUUCAAAGUGAAAGUGGCUGAUUUCGGCCUAUCGCGGUUAUUUCCUGUCGAUGUAACUCAUGUUUCAACUGCUCCUCAGGGGACACCAGGCUAUGUUGAUCCUGAAUAUUAUCAGUGCUACCAACUUACAGAUAAAAGCGAUGUGUAUAGCUUUGGAGUAGUUUUGGUUGAGCUUAUAUCGUCGCUGCAAGCAGUGGACAUCAACAGGAAGAGAAACGAUAUAAAUUUGUCGAAUAUGGCUAUCGAUAGAAUUCAAAAUCAUGCUUUAGGUGAAUUAGUAGAUUCAGAACUUGGGUUUGAGAGGGACUAUGCAGUAAGGUCCAUGAUAACAUCAGUGGCAGAGUUGGCUUUUCGAUGCCUUCAACAGGCACGGGAUCUACGGCCUUCGAUGGAUGACGUGCUGGAAGUUCUGAGAGAAGUGGAGAAUGAAGAACUGGCUGCUCGUAAAGCAGAAGUGUUGGAUAUAGGGUCUGAUAAUGUAAGGCUUUUAAGGAAUACAUCAUCUCUGCUUUCACCAGAUUCCGAACCUGUGACAGAUAAAUGGACGAAGGUCUUGAACAGAACAGCUUAAUGCAAUCAAUAUCAGAUCAGCAACAGUUCUGAGAUCCAGAAAAUGGCGACGACAAGUUUUCGCUUACUCGUUGUACAGUGUUCUACCACCCCUCGAUGGGGAAAUAAAGUUUUAUCGCUAUGAAGAUGAAUCGGAGAUACUGAAAGGCUGUUUCCAAAGGUAAAUUAGUUCAUUUGCAUUUUUCAUAUACCUGUAAAUGAUGAGAUAGAUUUCUGUUGGUUCUUAGAUUUGCACAUUCAUAUUUUUACCAUGAGUCAGAUGAUAGAAAAUUAGAGUUGUAAAUGUUGUGUUGAGAUUACUUUUGACAUAUAGCUUGAGAUUAUGUAGACUCUUAGGUUUUUGUUUGAACUAUAAAUAUUACAAAGGCAUUUUGAUCAGUAUAUUCCAUAUGGUUCCUUAGUGUACUGAACUUUCUUUGUAAAUUUUCAUGUUAAUA